Molecule: messenger RNA, 1024 nt
Organism: Prosopis cineraria
Lineage: Eukaryota; Viridiplantae; Streptophyta; Magnoliopsida; Fabales; Fabaceae
Product: psbP domain-containing protein 3, chloroplastic-like
Exons: 9
Coding region: 110-856 (248 amino acids)
Biological process (GO): photosynthesis
Cellular component (GO): photosystem II oxygen evolving complex; photosystem II; extrinsic component of membrane
Molecular function (GO): calcium ion binding
Source: RefSeq, a predicted model, not a curated record
UACAAAGUGAAGAGAGGAAUAUCCUCGGCACUCUAGUCCCGGCUUGGAAACAUGAAAUCAAUAAGAGAAGAGAAUCCUUUGAGUUGAGAAAAAUCGUCCAAGAGCUAAUAUGGCGUCCAUUUCGUGCUUCUGUGCUUUGCAGAGGCGACCUACCCUCUGCUACUUGCUAGCUUCUCCCAACGACAGAGCUUCAUCAUUGGAUUACAAGACUAUGCAACAAGACUUGGUCUCUCAUGUUUGCCCCAUCAGCAUCAGUUCAUCCAUCCAACAACCCUGUGCUGCUCCUUCAAGAAGACAGUUGACUAUUCUCUCCUCUCUCGCUGCCUUUACAUUUCCCCCUACUCUUCCAUAUGCCUUUGCAGAUUCAGAAGCUGAUCGUAUCUACACCGAUGAUGUGAAUAAGUUCAAGAUAGCCAUUCCUCAAGAAUGGCAAGUCGGAGCUGGAGAGCCUAAUGGAUUUAAAUCUGUCACUGCUUUCUACCCACAAGAGGAUUCAAGUUCCAAUGUCAGCAUAGUGAUCACGGGGCUGGGUCCGGACUUUACUAGGAUGGAAUCAUUUGGCAAAGUGGAUGAAUUUGCUGAGACUCUGGUCAGUGGGCUGGACAGAAGCUGGCAGAGACCUCCCGGUGUGGCGGCUAAGCUCAUAGAUUGUAAAUCUGCUAAUGGCUUCUAUUACAUAAAUUACUCCCUUCAAAAUCCUGGCGAGGCUCGCAGAUAUCUUUACUCGGCUAUCGGGAUGGCAUCCAAUGGUUGGUAUAACCGGCUUUAUACGGUCACAGGACAGUAUGUGGAAGACGACGCCAGCAAAUACCGCUCCCAAAUUCAAAAGGCGGUCGCGUCAUUUAGGUUUAUGUGAAUUGGUGGUUACCAUAGGAAAUGCUGCAUCUAUUACUAUCAAAUGUCAUCUUCUUCAUCUCCAUCACUUCUUAAUUGAUUCUAUUUUCAAUUUUGUGGGAAUGGAGAAAUUGAAAACUGUAUCAGCAGCAGCAGCUAAUAACAAGAGCCCUUUUUGUGUUGCAUUUUA